GAUGGUGAUUGUUUUGAAUCGUCAAAGAAUUUUAAUAUUCUGUCCAAUAAAAGUUAUAAGCUUUGACUUGUCUGAAGUAAGACUCAUUCAGAGACUAAUUGCUGUCUGCAUUCACACACUGACACACAGCACUAAUCAACGAGGCCCUUUUCAUGGGCUUAUGUGUUCGUAUCUCCACCACACGAUCUUCCCUCGCAAAAAUUGGAUGCUGUUCAUAAGCAUAAUUACUCUCGAGUUAAAAUCAAUUACAGAUUAAAUUUGGUUUAAUGGAUGAUUUGGUUAAUUUGCAAGUACCGAUUAAUUUAGGUCUAUCUAUCUAAUCAUCAGCGAAACAGAUGACCUCUUCCCUCGUGAAAACUUAGGCAAAUUCUUCGUCUUCUCGGGCAUGUUAAUUUAGGGUUUCUGUUGUGCUCCUUUGAUAAUGAUACCCAUCCUAAGAGCACAUUGCUUCCCCAUUGUAAAGGUGCGGUUUUUCAAUUCGUCAGUAAUUGGGUUUUUGAGUUUUGAGUAAUAGAUGCCAAAAUCUAAGCUUUCGGUGUUGGAUUAGAGUUGCUCAUCGACACUGAUAUGGCUUUGGUCCGCGAGUUGUUUGGAAUUCUGGGUUCUUCGUCUGCUAUCCAUCAUCGUGCCAAAUCUGUUUCAAUUCUAAUCCGAAGAUUCUCGCUUUGCUCAACGAAGAAAGACCCCGAUCUCGAAUCAGCCCUCUCGCGUAACAAAAGAUGGAUAGUUAACAGUCGGCUCAAGAACAUCAUCUUAAGGUGUCCCAAUCAGGUCGCACCGGUUAAGUUUCUACAGAAGAAGUUUAAGACCCUUGAUCUUCAGGGGAAGGCCAUGAACUGGCUUAAGAAGUAUCCAUGUUGUUUCGAUGUUUAUCUCGAGGAAGAUGAGUAUUACUGUCGUUUGACAAAACCCAUGAUGACUCUUGUGGAAGAAGAAGAGUUGGUCAAAGAUUCACAAGAGCCUGUCUUCGCAGAUAGGCUUGCGAAGCUGCUUAUGAUGAGUGUUAAUCAGCGGCUCAAUGUCGUGAAGCUUAACGAGUUGAAGCGGAGCUUUGGGUUCACUGAUGAUUAUGUUAUCAGGAUACUACCAAAGUACUCAGAUUUGUUUCGGUUAGUGAAUUACAGUGGCAGGAAGAGCUCAAUGGAGAUCGAGCUUUUGUCUUGGAAGCCUGAGCUGGCUGUUUCUGCAGUGGAAGCUGCAGCGAGUGAACGUGGCUCUGAGCCUAGCUUCACUUGCUCUCUGCCCACCACAUGGACCAACCCGUGGGAGAGGUUCAUUGAGUUUAACGCCUCUCCUUACAUAUCUCCAUAUCAAGAUCCUGGGGAUCUUGUCGAGGGUUCAAAGGAGAGUGAGAAGAGAAGCGUUGGUCUGGUGCACGAGUUACUCUCGUUGACUCUGUGGAAGAAGCUAUCAGUCGUAAAGCUGAAUCAUUUCAAGAGGGAGUUUGGGUUGCCAGAGAAGCUAAAUGGUAUGCUUCUGAAACAUCCAUGCAUAUUCUACGUAUCAAACAAGUAUCAGGUUCACACUGUGGUCCUUAGGGAAGGCUACAAUGGCUCAGAAUUGAUUCACAAGGACCCGCUUGUUGUUGUCAAGGAUAAAUUUGGGGAAUUGAUGCAGCAGGGCUUGUAUGAGUACAAUCACAGGCGGUAUUUGGCUAACUUAGAGAAGAAGAGAGAGAAAGGUAUUGAAUCUGUGAAGCCUAUGGUGCGAAAGAAAGACAGGAUUCAGGAUGGAGAUGAUGUUGAUGAACAAGAGAACCUUGGGGGUCGACCAGGUGGUAUGUUUGAUCCAGAAGAGAGAAAAAGGUUCUAUCAGAUUCUUUUCAGUGACACCUAAUAGGAGCAUUCUAGUAAAGUUGAAACAGUAUGCGCUGAGAAUUGCUAAAUAUCUGUAACUCUUGGGACAGAGAGCUUGUUUAUGAUUUACGAGCAUACUGUGCUCUCCAUAGCUUACAGCAAAAGCUGUCUCAGAGAUGGCAGGAUAUAUAGAGCAAGUUUUGCCAAAAGAUCAGUUCUCCAUUGAAGAAAUCCAUGAUAGGAUGUUGUUUAGUAGUGGUCACAUAUGCGGCCUGAUUGUUCCCUGGGGCUGGGAAUGCAAGUUCAAGAUGGAGUCUGAUUCAGCCUUGGAACAGCAAAAAUGCUUUCAUUUAGAGAUGAUGAAUCAAGAUUCAAGAGGGAAGAGUAGGCCGAGCCUAUGGCCUAUAAAAGAGAAACAUUGGCCUACGGGCCCAAUGUUAUAAAAAGGCCUACCUGCCCAUUAUUUAAAUAAAUUUUUGAAGAGUCCAUCUCAUUUAUUGCUAACUUUUAAAGUUUUAGUA
Eutrema salsugineum is the source of this 2317-nucleotide messenger RNA. Its product is annotated as protein WHAT'S THIS FACTOR 1. The record is from RefSeq and is a predicted model, not a curated record. Bases 568 to 1836 code for a protein of 422 amino acids. NCBI's taxonomy places the organism in Eukaryota, Viridiplantae, Streptophyta, Magnoliopsida, Brassicales, Brassicaceae. Gene Ontology annotation, molecular function: RNA binding. The transcript has a single exon.